This is a messenger RNA of Cucurbitaria berberidis CBS 394.84, 1180 nucleotides long. RefSeq lists its product as uncharacterized. Lineage: Eukaryota; Fungi; Ascomycota; Dothideomycetes; Pleosporales; Cucurbitariaceae. The transcript is spliced from 2 exons. The record is from RefSeq and is a predicted model, not a curated record. Gene Ontology annotation, molecular function: NAD binding; oxidoreductase activity, acting on the CH-OH group of donors, NAD or NADP as acceptor. Bases 151 to 1176 code for a protein of 341 amino acids.
CGCGUCCCACCCGCUUACACCGCAGAGCCCUAGCCUAACAUACAGAAGAAUCAAUUCAUGUAUAAAGUCGAGAUGCUAUCUGUCUGUGUACGGAAUGUUACAUGCCUAGAUUCCAUGCCUGAAUGACCCCUUGCAACCUCAUCCAUCGCCAUGUAUCACGAAAUUGUAGCACUCGAAAAGCAACACCAGCCGCUCCCACUGGAUGGCUUCGACUUUCCCCACACCCUCAGCACCUACGAGUCGACGACGUCGCGCGAACAGCUCCACGCCCGCAUCCACCAUGCAACAGUUAUAAUCAUUACCACUGUCAAAAUCGACGCCGAAACACUCCGCCCCGAAGUGACACCGAAGUUACGCUAUGUCGCCGUGUCCGCAACUGGCACUGAUCCCGUUGACCUCGAAGCUUGCAGACGGCGCGGCAUUCGUGUGACAAACUGCCCGGGCGCAAACCUAGACGCGGUUUCCGAACAUGCUAUUAGUUUGUAUUUUGCUGCUAGGCGGCGGACAGUUUUGCUAGACCGCGUAACGAGGGCACAGCCUAGCGAGUGGAGAAGGGCGGGGAGCGUGAACCGACACAUGCGAUUGCCAGAUGGCAAACCUCCUUUAAUCUGCAAGGAUGAGGUUAUGGGGGUAAUUGGAUAUGGCGGCUUGGGGAGACAAAUCGCAUCAGUUGGUCGCGCGUUAGGCAUGCAGGUCGUAGUUGCGGCUCGUAAGACAUCAUCUACCCCAUCGCUAGGUGGCCAACUUCCCAUCUCCAACGCAGACGAUGGUCGCAUCCCGUUUGAUGACGUCCUCCGUCAAUCUACCGUCCUCGUGCUGUCGCUACCGCGAACCCCGCAGACACUGAACCUCCUAUCCACAGCCGAGUUCGCGAAGAUGCAUCCAUACGCUGUAUUGAUCAACAUCGCGAGAGGCGGGAUAGUAGACGAGGCAGCGGUUGUAGAAGCACUGAAGGAGAAGCGCAUAGCGGGCUAUGCCACCGACGUAUAUGAAGUCGAGCCUGUUGGAGGCCCAGAGGAUACCCCGCUCCUCGCUGAGGAUGCGAAGGACUUGAACAUCACUAUGAGCCCGCACUUGGCGUGGUUCUCUCAGAGGACGCUGACGAAUCUGGGUGACAUUUUGAAAGAGACAGUAGAAGGCUGGGCAAGUGGUAAAGACAUCAACGUCAUUGUAUAGACAG